Molecule: messenger RNA, 2396 nt
Organism: Eupeodes corollae
Lineage: Eukaryota; Metazoa; Arthropoda; Insecta; Diptera; Syrphidae
Product: probable serine/threonine-protein kinase ndrD
Exons: 2
Coding region: 1157-2302 (381 amino acids)
Biological process (GO): regulation of transcription by RNA polymerase II
Cellular component (GO): transcription regulator complex; nucleus
Molecular function (GO): DNA binding
Source: RefSeq, a predicted model, not a curated record
UUUACGCUUUAUUGUUUAUUCAAAUUAGAGGGGUUUUGUUUGUUUGUCUCUCAGUUCGGUAAUAAUUGCGUUGCGCGCUCUACAUUCGUCAGUCUUGUUGUUGUAUAGUUUCAUUUGGUUACCAAAUGAGAAAAACAAAUAGAUAUACAAUCACCUAUCUAACUACAAAUAUAGGUAGUCAAGAGGUUCGGAGGAAUUGGAAGAGGAAGAUAAGAUUAUUGAAAUACCUAUCUAAAAUAUACCUAAAAAAAUAUCUUGGAAAGUGAUGUCUUGAUUGACAAAAGAUUGAUUUAGAAGAUACACGAAUUCUCGGUUUUGUAAAAAGCUAACAAAAACCAAAAUAAGGAUCAAUGAUUCCUCCCCAUCGCCAUCAGUGCCUAUUAAAAAUUGAAUGCAUUUUGUUUUACAGUUAGUUGUAGUGUGGUGAGGUGAGGUGAAUAGAUUAUAUGUUGUGUAUCUAUCGGAUACCAUCAGAUAUAAAAGUUUAUUUGACGGAAUGUUACUCUGUGUUGUGUGCCUUGAGUAUGUACACAGUACAUACCUUCGUAUAUAUCUAUGGUGCUGCUGCUUCUGUUGGUUUUGUUGUUGUGUCAGCGACAUGGCGCGGCGACGAGAGCUGCUUACACCAAUGCGACGUCAAUAUCGAAACAACAAAAACAAUAAACAAGCUUUCACAACGUCUUUUGUAGCUUAUAUUAUUCUAUCGUUGUUGUUUGCGUAUACUCAACUCAUACAACACUCUCCAGCGCGCUCCUCUCAUGCCUUUGCCAGCCAGCCAUAGCCAUCAUCAUCAUCGUAUGGCGAGGUAAAGCCAAAGCAAAGCAAAGCAAAAGCAAAGCAAUAUAGCCAGAGCCACAACAGCCAGCCCCAGCAACUCGCUCGCAACAACACGAGUUGUUUGUCAUUUGUGAGUUGGUUGAGCUUUCGAAAACACACAUUCAUAUAAAAUUAUAUACUUAUUCUAUUUUCGUUAGACGCGCAAAAAACAGAGUAAAAUACGCAGUCAACACUGUCGUGUCUCUUCAUGGUUAUUUGUAAAAUUGUAAACCAAAAAAUAAAAAUUUAAACCAACCUUUAUUGACUACUACUGACUAAGGGUUUUGUGUUAAAUAUUAAAUUCAGAAAUAUACCUACACCAACUGCAUCAGUUUCAGAAAUGCAGAACAAACUCGAAACUAAAAAACAAGUGGAUGUGGUGUUGGACAAUAGACAAAUGAUGUCGUCGACGACAUCGUCAUCGGCAUCAGCAUCUGCUACGGCAACGACAACUGCAACGGCAGCGGCAUCCACCCCACGAAUCAUGCAGGCCGAUGAGGAUUUCAAUAUCCGAUUUGUUCAAAUGGUUAAGAAACAUCGUUGUUUGUACGACAAAAAAGUGCCUGAGUACAGGAAUAGGGACUACCAAGAGAAAGCAUGGACGGUGAUAUCCCAGGAAACUAGAGAAAAUGUGAUUCAUUGUAAGGAACGUUGGCGGAAUCUAAGAGCAUGCUUAUCCCGUUACAUAAAGCAACAAAGCGGCAACGAUCCGCAACACAAGCCCUACUAUCUUACAGAACACAUGGCUUUUCUUCUGCCAUUUCUUAAAUCAAUACGCCAAUCGGUAGAUAGUUCACAGAGUAUCUUCAAUAUUCAAAAUACCCUAAAUGAAUACAAGUACAACCAAUCGAAUGAUUUGGAAAUGAAGCAUUCGCUAUCGGAAAAUGAUGAAGAAACAAUUGAUGCUUUUGACAAUGGUGGUGCCCAAAUAAUAAAUCGACCCCCAGAGACUUCGACACCGAUGAGUGACACAAACAGCGCCCACACAAGUACAAUGAAUAAUUUUAUACCCGAUGUACAAAUUGAAAUGCGUGAAACACCCGAUGCUAAUUCGGAAAUAAUAUUUUCUCCGUCUUCGGCGGCAGCGGCAACACCUCAUAUGAAUGGUCAUCAUCAUCAUAAUCAUCAGCACCAUCAUUCUAAUCAUAUUAAUUAUCCCCAACCUAAACGGAUAAAGCUAGAACAUCAGCAAAGUGGAUCAGCAAACGAAAGAUCACCCGAUGGUUAUUAUAAUAAUCAAGUGGAAAACUCGGAUAUGGAAUUCUUUCGCAGCAUACUUCCGGAUAUUGUUGAAUUAACCCCUUUGCAAAAGAGAAAAUUAAAAAUCGGAAUAUUGGAGUUAAUUGACGAUGUUUUAGUUAAAUAUCCUGCGCCUCAAAACCAAAGUAACAACAAUAAUAGCAACCACAACCAUAACAACAAUAACAAUAAUAACAACAGCAGUAAUAAUAAUCAACAUAGCAUAUCUGCUUAUUGGGGAAAGUAACAAAUUUUUGACUUAAUGUGUGAAAUAUUGUAAAUACAAAUCGCUUUUUAGGUGUUUAAAUAAAAGUGUUGCACAAAAUUUUGCGCCGAAUUAA